AUGACUUGCAUUCAGAACCAACGCAUUUACACCCUUAGAAACUGUCAGGGGGGAACUGUCAUCGACCUCUCUGGUGGAGACAACUACUCCAUGAUCGGUUAUCGCGACCACAAUGGUCCCAACCAGGCGUGGAUCUUCCACCAUAAUGAUGAUGAUGACACCUGGUCCAUCAAGUCUGUCGGAGCUGAUAAAUAUCUUGGGAUCGACGGCGAUGUCAACGAUGCUGGUAAUGGCACCAGGGUUGUCGCUGUCUCGUUCCCUUUCAAGUGGGACAUCAAAAACUCUGACAUUCAAGGCGUCGAAGGCAUCAGGAUAUUGCUCCAUGGACAUAAAUUCAGCGUAGACCUGUCCGAUAACGGAAAUGCGACAGAAGGCACACCAAUUCAGCUUUGGACUAGGUGGCAUGGUGCCAAUCAGAUCUGGGCACCUGUCGAGCGUAAAUGGUGUAGCGUAAAAGAGCAGAACUCCUAUGCACUGUGA
Messenger RNA from Suillus plorans, 480 nucleotides. Its product is annotated as carbohydrate-binding module family 13 protein. The transcript has 5 exons. Bases 1 to 480 code for a protein of 159 amino acids. The record is from RefSeq and is a predicted model, not a curated record. Lineage: Eukaryota; Fungi; Basidiomycota; Agaricomycetes; Boletales; Suillaceae.